UUUAUAUUUAUUUGUUAGAAUACAGUGCAUUCACAGGACAACUCGUACUUUCAUCACACCAACAAACCUCCAGACACCUUUCUGAAGAACUCACAUCAACAUGAAGAACUUGCAUCCAUAUGAAGAACUCACAUCCACAUGAAGAACUCGCAUCCACAUGAAUGACUCACGUCCACAUGAAUAACUCACAUCCACAUGAAGAACUCACAUCCACGUGAAUAACUCACAUCCACAUGAAGAAGUUACAUCCACAUGAACUCACCUCCAGAUGAAGAGCUCACAUCCACAUGGCAGAGCUCACCACACAGACUGAACAUGUUAACUGGAUUCAGCAGCAGCACACCUAUACUAAUACUUAAUCAUAAUAAUAAUAAUAAUAAUCAUCAUCAUCAACACUGAUAAUACUGUGUGCCACCUCCCCUCUCUUUUCCACUUCUGUCAAAACCCAAAUGUUAAAGCAAACUUCUUCCUGCAUUGCUAAAAACUAAGAGCUCAUCAUGGCAAAAUGCAUCACAAAACACACAACUCAGAGUACGGCAUUACUUCACAAACACCUUUGGUUCAUUUUUGGUUUUAUAUCAGUUUAAAGAAAAUGUGAUUUUGAUAUUCUCUUUGCUGGAUCUCACAAUCCGGAGAGUAAAUAUAAGCUUCAGCGUGGUGAAAGUGAAUGCCUCCCUAAUGAGGAGUUGUUAGCUGACACUGCUGUCGUAAAUAAAUGAUGACAAAGUUGAUGACAAUAAAGUUGUUGGCUGAUUGUUGUAAUAAAUAAAUGAUAAUAAAGUUGGUAAUUCAGGGGUCGUGUGUUAGGCUGUAAACUGAGGUCAAGCCCAACGCCCAAACUGUCCUCACGUCUGACGGCACACAAUGUGUGCAAUUCGUUGCAUUUUGUAGCAAAUUAUACAAGUAUGGUUAAGCUCUGUCAGUUACCAUUUGUGUAUUUGCAUAGUAUACUAGUUAAUAAGUAGUAAGUAGAAUGAAUAUUCUGAUUUUUACCACAUGGGUACAAAAGAAACAUAUAAAGCAAUGACAUCAGUUUACUGGCAAUUAUGGAAAUCACAUUUCUUUGUUAUAACCUUCAAGAAGGGUAUCACCACAGGAAAGAACAAUUCAUAAAGGGUCGAAAAGACAUGCAUGUUAGGGUUGAUACUCCUGCCUGUGCCCCUGAGCAAGGCCUAGCUACACAGCUAGAAUGGGUUACAUGCAGAGAAUUUCCCCACAGGGAUCAAUAAAGUAUCUCAAAACCAAAAACAAAUAAACAAAUAAAAAAUCAUAACACACCCAGACGUGAUGUGCAACCAAACUGUGUGCCAGAAGGUUUCCCCUUCAUGGACAAUUUUGCUUGAAGAUGAAAAUAUCAUGAACCUGAGAUAAAGAUGGUGGCUUAAAAUUGUUGAGAUAGUUGCACCAACAUUUUUAACAACGUUGGUGGUCACACAAACCGAGUCUACUGCCCUUCCCAGGAAGCCUACCACUAGAUGGACAUUUGUCAUUGGGCUUCAGUCCCGUGAAGUCAUUUAAUUCCCAGGACGUCACUUAACCCCUCGAAAACUGUGAGCGAUCUCGUUUUUGAGGGCAGGAAGCUCACAGUGCAGUCAAACGUAUCUUGAUUUACUUUGUUUUGUUUUUUUGUUUUUCAGAGUUUAUUUUGAAUAACAGCAACAUAUUGUUUAAUUUGGCUCCACUAUUUACAGUGGACACAGUGCAUGACAAUCACCUGUAAAAUUCUGCACUCGCGAGCAGGAAGUCCCAUAGCCCAGUGGUCCCAUAUCCUGGUGUUCCCGUAGCCCGGUGGUCCAGUAGCCCAGUGGUCCCAUAGCCCGGUGGUCCCCUAGUCUGGUGGUCCCGUAGCCCGGUGGUCCCCUAGUCCGGUGGUCCCGUAGCCCGGUGGUCCCAUAGCUUUGCAAAACAAAUCUCUUUGCAGUAACAUGAUGGCGAGUGUGGUUUACAACUAUUUUACAACUAUAAGAUACAUCUGACUGCAGGAUGAGUUUCCAGUUUUGGAAAAGGGGAGCAUGUUUUCUGAAGGUUUAAACGAUUCCCCUUUGGGCUGUUAAAGUCCUGCAAGAAGAUUUGACAAAGUGGUACUUUUCCCCCGAGAGGUUUUUAUCUGUAUGAUUCUAAAUGAUGCCUGACAAUGUUUUCGAAAAGUGAAUUUAUCCUGUAACAACGUCCACAAUCCCACUUUCACCCAAACAGUCAUUCAGGAAUCAGAAUAAUUUUGUCAUUUCAUUUCAUGCAUUUGCACACAUGAAAUGAAACACGGUUCCCUCAGCUCACAGCAGGGCAACACAAAGACACGUCCAAACCCUACAAAAACUACAAGAACACAUGUAUCCAAACUAACACACAUAUCUAAACUAAAUUAAAAAAAAUCACUGUCCAGCAGAACGAACGCCAGCCAGGAUGACUGUUGGAACUGCCGGUCUGCAUAGGCUAGCAGUUAGCUUAGCCUGCUCUGCGUCUGCAUCCUGUCAGACCACUCUUGGUGUUUCCUCUUUCAGCUCCAGGCAGGGUCGUGGUCCCUGGACCCACAGGACGCACCACCAAGCUCUCCCAACCAUCAAACGAAGACACAAACUUAGACGCAGACGUAGACAAAGACUGCAUGGAUGGUGCUGGCAAGUGAAACUAACUCCAGACCCAGCCCUAGACCUAGUCCCAGAUCAAGCACUACUGGCAGUCAGAGUGAGUCGACUUCUCUUUGGAACCGGCCCAAUAAAAACCAGACUCUCAUAGAUAUGACUUUCUCUUCAACCCCUGACACAACACUAGCCUCGGUCCCAGUUCCAAUGCCAACUCCAGCCCCAAUCCCAGCUCAAGCCCAUACUCAAACUCCAAACCCAACUCCAGCCCCGGCAUCAACUGGACGUUUCAGCCGAAUGGGCUCUAUCAGCAGCAUCUUCCGCUCUCUUCGCCAUGCCACUGCCCAAGCCACACAAGCCACCAACACUCAGUCCAGAGGAGGAAACCCAUUGUGCAUCCAGAGCCUUACAGAAGAGACACACAACUGAGCUGAGAACUGC
Messenger RNA from Lampris incognitus (smalleye Pacific opah), 3023 nucleotides. RefSeq lists its product as uncharacterized. The coding region runs from base 2610 to 3011 and encodes 133 amino acids. The transcript has 4 exons. The record is from RefSeq and is a predicted model, not a curated record. NCBI's taxonomy places the organism in Eukaryota, Metazoa, Chordata, Actinopteri, Lampriformes, Lampridae.